Molecule: messenger RNA, 899 nt
Organism: Quercus lobata
Lineage: Eukaryota; Viridiplantae; Streptophyta; Magnoliopsida; Fagales; Fagaceae
Product: pseudo histidine-containing phosphotransfer protein 2-like
Exons: 6
Coding region: 181-669 (162 amino acids)
Biological process (GO): phosphorylation; cytokinin-activated signaling pathway; phosphorelay signal transduction system
Cellular component (GO): cytoplasm; nucleus
Molecular function (GO): histidine phosphotransfer kinase activity; protein histidine kinase binding
Source: RefSeq, a predicted model, not a curated record
CUCUUAGAUUUUGUAAUUAUACCUUUCAGAAUCAAUUAAUUAAUGCACACUAAACAUGUGUUUUCCUCUAAUUUAUUUUCUGCCUAUAUAUUAGCCCAAGUGGCUUUCCAUUUGUCAUUCAAGCCUUAAAAAUUUGAUCUUAGUUUAAUUGUUGUUUUGAUUUCACCGUUUUCUGUAAGAAUGGCUGGCAGCUCCUUGCAACAACAGAUUGCCUCCAUGAGGCAAUCCUUGUUUGACGAGGGACUCCUAAAUGAACAGUUCAUUGAAUUGGAGAAAUUGGAGGAUGCGAGCGACCCAAACUUUGUUAAGAAUGUUAUAAAUGUAUUUCUAACUGACUCACUGAAAAAUGUCACUGGCAUAGAAGAAUCUCUGCUACAUUUGAAGGCUGAUGAACCCCUCGAUAUCACUGAACUGGGAAAGUUUCUUCACAGACUGAAAAGCGGCUGCCUCGGAAUUGGAGCUAAAAAGGUGCCUAUUGAAGUUGAGAAAAUGCUGCAAUGUUACGAAGCAGGCGACAUGGAAGGGAUGAAGACUAUACUUCCUACCAUGAAACAAGAAUAUAACAUUCUGGAGAACAAAUUGGAAGCCUAUUUUGAGCUACUUCCACAUGUUGAACCUGGACAGUCAAUUGAUCCUCCAAGCAAAGGAUCCACUAGUAGUGGGGAAUGAAGAGAUCAUUCACCAUUUCAAUAAUAGUAGUACUAAAUAAUGGCGAAUAAAGUUCAGGAAUUUUGCCUUUGAUAGUCAAAUAAUAAUGAAUAAAAGACAGGUGCUCGGCCUACACGGCAUGAGACUGUUGCUCUAUGUUUUUUUUUUUUUUUUUAAUGUUGUUUAGGCAUUUUGCCCUUUUGUUACUCAAAUAAUAAUUAAUAAAGGACAGGUGUUCGGCCUACGUAGCA